AGCUCGACCGAUGGCGAGGUGGAGCACCGUUACUGCCGCAAUGGCGUGCCGCUUCCUGCUCGUCGCCCUCCUCCUUGUGGUGGCGCCGCUAGCACCGGCUGACGCGAGAGACAUCCCUGCCACCGCCACCGCCAAGACCGCAAAGACAACUGCAACGACCACGACUACUAAGAGCGUCGCUGCGGUGAGCGUCGGCGUGGCUGCGGCCGCACCGGCCGGCCUCGGCGACCAGAAGACCUUCCUGGGCAGCGGCCUGGGCGGAGGGUACGGCGGUGGUGUCGGGGGAUUCGCUGGCGCCGGCGGGGUGGGAGGCCUGGGCGGAGCGAUGGGUGGCAUCGGCGGCGUCCUCGGAGGAGUUGGUGGCCUCGCUGGCGUGGGAGGCGUCGGUGGGCUAGGCGGGGCCGGCGGUGGCGUUGGAGGACUUGGCGGCGCGGGCGGGCUCGGUGGCCUCGGCGGUGGUGGUGCAGGUGGCCUCGGCGGUCUGGGCGGCGGCUCCGGUGGACUUGGUGGCCUUGGCGGUGGCUCGGGCGGACUUGGUGGACUCGGCGGUGGAGGAGGCGGCCUUGGUGGCGUCGGCGGUGGAGGCGGCGGCCUUGGUGGGCUCGGCGGUGGAGGCGGCGGGCUCGGCGGUGGAGGACUCGGAGGUGGUGCCGGUGGACUCGGCGGUGGCUGCAUCCACCCGUGA
Messenger RNA from Triticum dicoccoides, 685 nucleotides. RefSeq names its product glycine-rich protein 23-like. Lineage: Eukaryota; Viridiplantae; Streptophyta; Magnoliopsida; Poales; Poaceae. The transcript is spliced from 3 exons. The coding region runs from base 11 to 685 and encodes 224 amino acids. The record is from RefSeq and is a predicted model, not a curated record.